Molecule: messenger RNA, 2219 nt
Organism: Lampris incognitus (smalleye Pacific opah)
Lineage: Eukaryota; Metazoa; Chordata; Actinopteri; Lampriformes; Lampridae
Gene: washc3
Product: WASH complex subunit 3
Exons: 7
Coding region: 34-768 (244 amino acids)
Biological process (GO): actin filament polymerization; exocytosis
Cellular component (GO): WASH complex
Source: RefSeq, a predicted model, not a curated record
GGUGGUGACGUCACGUGGCCAGAGGGAAGUCACAUGAAACGUCUCUUUUGCCACACACACAUAUAUAUAUAUGCGUCGUUUUUUGUAUUUUUUAUUUUUAGUAAAGCAAGAAAAAACAAAGCUGGCGUUAGGUGGUCGUCAACGCUAAAAAUGGACGAGGACGGGUUACCUAUCGUGGGAUAUGGAGUGGAUCUUACCAAGGUUCCAGCUAUACAGCAGAGAAGAAUGGUGGCCCAUCUCAAUCAGUUUGUUGUGCAAACCGUCCGGUUCCUAAACCGCUUUUCCACCGUUUGUGAAGAGAAACUUGCAAACAUAUCUCUCCGGAUACAACAGAUUGAAACUACCCUGAGUAUUUUGGAGGCGAAGCUGUCCUCCAUCCCAGGGUUGGAAGAUGUCACAAUAGAGGGUCUCGGUCAGCCACAGCCUACAGAGUCCAAUGGACCAAUCAGCAAUCAAAGCAAAACAGAUGGUCCAGCUGCUGUGUCAGUUCCACCAGUGGAGGCAUCUCAGAAUGUUCCAGAACAGAAAGCAGAAGCUGUUGCAGAAAAUGUCAUGAUAGUGGCCAAGGACCCACGCUAUGCUCGGUACCUAAAAAUGGUUCAAGUGGGGGUCCCAGUUAUGGCGAUAAAGAAUAAAAUGAUCAUGGAAGGCUUGGAUCCGAACUUGCUCGACACACCAGAUGCACCUGUGCCUGAUGGUGGAAAGAGAAGUGCUGAUGAUCAAACAAAUGAUGACAGCUCCGGCAGCGAAUCAUCUUUCAGUGACUGACCUGCCACUUUCUGUAAGGUCCACCCAUUACCAGCUGGUCUUCUUUAGGCCUGUACUGGGACAGGAGGGAUAGGCCGCAGUGCGCUUGACAAUAAUUACUCGUCAGAUGUCUAUGGAUGUAGAUGCCUAAUAAAGGAAAACGGUUGCUCUGCAUUGUAGAGUGAAUGAAACUUCAUUGAGAAAGGCAUGAAAAGAAAGUAAUUCAUAAAACAGACUUGUGUAACAGUUUUUACGUAAAGACUAACAGUAUGUUGUUAAUAGUCUUUUUGCAUUCCUCUGUGUGUGUGUGUGUGUGUGUGUGUGUGUGUGUGUGUGUGUGUGUGUGUGUGUGCAUUAUCAAUCACACUAUACUACUUUUACAUUGUAACUGUACACUGUACUUUUACAGUGCCUUUACAAUAGCUUCUUAUUGCCAAAUUCCCUCGUUAGUGUUGGCACUUCAAUCUGUACCAUUAUGGAUUAUAGAAAAAUAUGUGUAUGGGUUUUUUUCAUUGGGUAUUUGGUUUUACAUAGCAUAAGUGCAUGUGUAGGGCGGCACGGUGGCGCAGUGGUUAGCGCGGUUGCCUCACAGCAAGAAGGUCCUGGGUUCGAGCCCCGGGGUAGUCCAACCUUGGAGGUCAUCCCGGGUUGUCCUCUGUGUGGAGUUUGCAUGUUCUCCCCGUGUCUGCGUGGGUUUCCUCCGGGUGCUCCGGUUUCCUCCCACAGUCCAAAGACAUGUAGGUCAGGUUAAUCGGCCAUACUAAAUUGUCCCUAGGUGUGAAUGUGUGUGUGGGUUCUGUGAUAGUCUGGUGGCUUGUCCAGGGUGUCUCCCCGCCUGCCUGCCGCAACCCUGAGAGCAGGAUAAGCGGUUUGGAUAAUGGGUAUGGGGGUGAACUUUGUGGCAAAUGUGCCCUGUAACACUUCAAGAGGAUAGAUAGAAAACUGUCAGUUGCCAUAAGUACUGCAUUUGACACUUCCUUUUCAUUUCAAACUGGACCUGCAGAUAUCUCAUUUUUAUAAUCGAGAAUAACAUCUCAGAAUGGCAUUGUAAUGCUUUCUUAAAAUGCCACCUCUGCUGGGAGAAAUGACGACUUGCACUAAGGGAUAAAUCAACAUAUUAUCACAGCUGUUUGCAGGGGGUGUCAACUGCAAUCUUAUGGCGUGGAUGAAAUUGGGUGUAUCAAGUGGGAAUCCACUUCAUUUGAACAGCCAUUAAUGAAACAUGUAACCGUGUGUGCUCAGACCGAGAGAUAGUGAAGUAAAGAUGAAGUGCCAACUGCCAAGAGAUGUUUAGUGGUCAAAAAUAAACACGUCUUGUUUGACAAGAACGUGGCUCAUAGGCGUCCAUGAAAGAGCGCUGCUCUAACUGUACUGUGAAAUAGUGUGUUGGAUUGUUCAGACGACUGGAAAGCACUUUCUUUAUGCGAGCAAGCACAUUUUGAUCUCCGAGCUUUGCCUGCAAUAAACAUUCA